Molecule: messenger RNA, 2313 nt
Organism: Bactrocera oleae (olive fruit fly)
Lineage: Eukaryota; Metazoa; Arthropoda; Insecta; Diptera; Tephritidae
Source: RefSeq, a predicted model, not a curated record
AAAAAUCGGCAAUUGGAUGAAUGUAUUUAAUUAUUACCAGUAGAAUUUAACUAAGAUAUAAUAUUACGAGAGUUAUAACAACUUGAAUUAGUUUACUUAAAAACUUACUUAAAAGAGAUAAAAUUAAAAUAUUGUAAUCGCAAAUUAUUUGGCUACGAUAAAAAAAAUCCCCAAGUCCGAAGUUGAUGCGUUGCCCUGUGUAUCAGCUGAUUUAUAACAUGUGGUCAUUCUAUAUGUAUAUCUUCAUUGAAUUAUAUAAAAACCGAAAUAAGUGUUAAAUAUUUUCAGGAAGUAAUUUUUUGUAAUAAUCAUGAUAAACACAUUCCUACGUUUAGGAAAUCGGUCUGUUUUUAGAGGAUUGCAAAUACUGCGGUAUGAAGUUGCGAUUCAACGGCUAGCUUCUUUUACAGUACGAAAUAUCUUAAAUGAAACAUCUGAUGAAACUGGGACAUUGUUUACACGUUUUGCAAAGCAUAUAGCGUUAGAACUACAGAAAGAUGCUCCAAUUGUACCGACAGUAAUCAAGUAUGCUGAUUAUUUUCCAAUAAGUGAUACACGUUACUUUCAAAGAGAGCUGGCUCGAAUAUCUCCCGAUCAACUUCCGGCAUUAAUAGUGUACGCAUUCAACUACCGGCCUAGUGCUGAUUUAAACAAGUAUGCCAUAUUAAUAAAUGAGAUAGAUGCGACUGCCAUAAGGCUGCUUCCAAACAUGGAUCUCGAUACAAUUCUACGAACAUUAUAUGCUUUUCUUUAUCUCAUGCCCAACUGGAUUACGAGAACAGAUUUUUAUAAUGCGGCAAUGAAACAUAUAAUAAUGGGAAUUGCAGCAGAUACACCAAAAGAAAAAUUUGUUCAAAUGUGUUUCUAUUUGGGUUUGGAGAAAACUCGAAGAGCUACAAAUGUUGUAUCUUUGUCAAAUUUUCUAAAUGACAAUUUAGAAUCAUAUAUUCCAACAUUAACUACUUUAGACUUUAUUACAGUGGCUAAUGCUGCUUUUAAAACAUCAACCCGUUUAGAAAGCAAUAUAUAUAAUAAUCGUUUAAAAGAAGAAACACUGAAGCUCUCACUUGAGGAUUCGGCAAAUGAUGCACUCUUAGUGACUUUAAUUAAAGCAAUGCGUUUUCAGCGAGUUCAAUCAAAGGAGGUGUGUGAGCACCUAAAAAAUUACUGUACUCAAGGCAUAGUUGAGAGGCUUCAAUUACGCGGUUGCAUUCAUUUAUUCGCUUACUUUGCCGAUAAUCUUUGGGAUGAUGAGAGUUCAAUUGACUCUUUGAUAAAACAAUGUUUAAAUCGACUAGUUUCUUCACGGAAGAUUGAUAUGAAUGAUGAAAAUGUUCGCUGUAAAGACAUCUCUACAUUCCUUUGGUGCUGUGCACAACUUAAUUGUAAUUUAUCAGCAUCUGAUCUUCAAUUAAUUGAGUCAAAUCUAUUGAAUAAAAUUGACCAAGGUGAAUUUCGAAACUAUGUGGAUCAGUUAGUUGAUAGCUGUUUAUCUUUGUGGACGUUAGGCUACAAAUCACGCGAACUUAUUGAGGAAACGGUAAAUUUGAAGCUAAAUGCACGAUUCAUUAACAAAAAAGAUCUACGAGAUUUACCGAAAGUCGAGAGUCGCUUACAGGUGCUCCUGUCAGCUAUUAGGAUAGAAGAGCCGAAAUGGCAGUUAAAAAAUAUAAAAGGAUCAACGGAAAUUGCUGUCGACACAGAAGCUCCAUCAUAUUUACUAAAAAAUCGCAAAAAUUUGAUAGAUAUGUCAAAGAAAAUAGCAGAACACUCUAAUGUACUUUCCGCUCAAUUAGUUUGUCCUAUUAGUGGUAUAAAUAUACCUAACGUUCUAGUGAUUUAUAAGGAACCUGCUAAUUUAAGAGUAUUUGUGGAGCUAAUUCCUGAAGAGCAAAAGAUGAAAUUUAGUAAGUCUCCUAUAGGAUUAAUAGGACUAAAGAUUCGAUUAUUGUCAUCUCUGGGAUAUAAAGUCAUAACUUUAACUGAGUCGCAAUGUAAUGACAAUGAAAACAGUUUAGCAUUUUUGGGGCGUAAUAUCGAAGGCAGUGAUAUUCCGGAGGCUCAAUCAUUAAAAGUUUAAAUAUUAAUAUUAAAUGUGAUUUUGUUAUCAUGUACAUAUAAGGAUUGUACCUGCAUUAAGAAAAUAUUACAAUAAUAUGAAUAUAAUGUACUAUAAAAAUAUCUACCGAAUUUAAACAACUUAACGAUAACACCCAGAAAUAAAUAUUGUCCACACUGCUUAUAAAAUGUCAUAAAUUUAGCAGUAAAUGUUUAUUCUAGAGCUUUGGUUGGCAAACUUACACAUUCAGACUA